UUGAAAGGCCAGCUGCUUAAACAAUAAAAUAAAGUAUAAUUGUGACCCACUCGCAUAACCCAUCUUAACCCUUCUCUCUCAUCUCAAAAUCAAAAACCCCACUGAACUCCACUCAGCCGUCCUCCAUGGUUGCUGAACUUCAGUUAGCCCUCACCUCCAUUGUCGCUGAACUUAAUCAGCCCUCUCUUUCAUUUUUGAACUUCAGUUAGCCCUCACCUCCAUUGUCGCUGAACUUAAUCAGCCCUCUCUUUCAUUUUUGAACUUCAGUUAGCCCUCACCUCCAUUGUCGCUGAACUUAAUCAGCCCUCUCUUUCAUUUUUGCUCAAGAAUAAAGAAGAACUAAACCCUAAUUUGUUUUGCACUUCGUUGAAGUAGGACGAAACCCUAAUUUCAUGCUACACUAGAUCGAAAUCGUCCUCUUAAUCCUCUCCUCUCCGUCGAAGCCGACCAAGUCGUACUCUGAAUUCUCCAUUGAAGCGGCUUAUGAGAUUUCUGUUCUUCACUGAAUCAGCUUCUUAGGUCAAUUGUUGAAUACGUAGUGUGAGUACAUAGAUAGUGGUGGUAGGCGCGUCAGCCAAGUCGUCAGACUGAACCUUCAAUUCGACAAUUAAAGGUAUUUUUUGAUUUUUUUUUUUUUUUUCUGGAAUUUGGUUGUUUGGAGUUCCUUCAAUUCGACAGAUUUAAUGAUCUUAGACUUUGAUUUGUGCUCUUAAACUUCUCUCUCGUGAUCUUCCUCGUUCUCCUGAAGUUUUCGCCUCGGUUUCUUCUAUCUAUCGUGGCAACGAUGGUGAUGUUGAUGAGGCUGUUUCGCCUUCCAGUGAUUCUCAAUUGGGUGAUUUUUCCCCUAAAUCGAAUAAAGUGAGAAUUUUUUUGAUUUAUUGUUUUGGAUUUUUAAUGGGUUUUGUUUGAAUUUUGAUUUUGUGGUGAAUUUGGGGUGUUUUGGUUUUUUGAUUUUGUUGGAAUUUUUUAAUUUUUUUUUUCUUGCUGAUUAGAUUGUUUAGGUGAUUGUUCUUUAAUUUUUUGGGUUUUCUUUGAUGGGUUUUGUUCAAUCUGUGAUUUUGAGUUGAAUUUGGGCUGUUCAAGUUUUGAAUUUUUCAGAAUAUGGUUUCUUUGCUUCUAUUGGAAUUACUGAUAUUUGCUUGACUGAAUUGCUUAGUUGAUAUCCUUUUGGGAUUUGUUAAUUUCUGAUAAUUCUUUAUUUAUGGUAUUUAAUUGGAUUUUUGGGUGAUUUUGUAGGACAUUGUUCUCAUUAAGCUAUCUAAGCUUUUUGUUGUGUUCUUGAUGUUUUAUUGAUUUGAUUGUUAAAAUUGGGUUACAGGACGCAUCUUGUAUAUCUAGUUAUGGGGAUUUUAUUAUGGAAUUUGAGGAUGCUGUGGUUAAGCAACGGCCAAAAUGCAUUCCAGUAGCGCUCUGACAGAAUUGAAUGAGAGCCAUUUCCAGUGUUGGGUCGAGUAUUGUUUGACUGAACUUGAAGAUGGCUCCGUCUUAGAACUUUAUGUACUGGUCUGUAUUAAAAGGCUAGAAGUUAAAGAGCAGAACCCAUAUAAAUUCAACCCUGUCAUGAAAGAAUACAAAGCUACACAUGAUUCAUUCCAGACUCCUGACUAUUAUGCACGGAAUGUCUGCUUAUGGUUGGACAAGUUCAUUCCCAACAGAUCAGCUAUGGAUUUCGAUUAUGCCCACUACACGCUGCAUUUCUCUUCUUCGUGCUGCUGCUGUUCUGCUUCUGUGCUGCUGUUCUGCUUCUGUGCUACUGUUCUGCUACUUCAUUAUUUUCUGCUCAACUCUUGCCAUAAGUGUAUGGGCUUUGGAGAGCAGUGAAGCACCCUUGGCUCCAGCUAUUGAGAUUAGUGAGACUCUAGAGCAAGAAGAAGCCAGUGAAGGUCGUUUUACUAAAAAAUGUCAAAUGAGAUACAUUGGCUUAAUGUGUUAGCUUUCUAUAUUCAUCUCUAAUAUAACCUUCUAAUUUUUCAAACAAUUUGUUAUUAAUGUAUACUAUAAAAUUAACAUAAUUUUUUUUGUUAUACUAGUAACUGCUGAUAUAUUUUGUA
Messenger RNA from Chenopodium quinoa (quinoa), 2051 nucleotides. Its product is annotated as origin of replication complex subunit 4-like. The record is from RefSeq and is a predicted model, not a curated record. The transcript is spliced from 4 exons. Gene Ontology annotation, cellular component: nuclear origin of replication recognition complex; nucleus. Gene Ontology annotation, biological process: DNA replication; DNA replication initiation. The coding region runs from base 1393 to 1821 and encodes 142 amino acids. Lineage: Eukaryota; Viridiplantae; Streptophyta; Magnoliopsida; Caryophyllales; Amaranthaceae. Gene Ontology annotation, molecular function: DNA replication origin binding.